This is a messenger RNA of Thermochaetoides thermophila DSM 1495, 1194 nucleotides long. RefSeq lists its product as uncharacterized. The record is from RefSeq and is a predicted model, not a curated record. The coding region runs from base 1 to 1194 and encodes 397 amino acids. The transcript is spliced from 2 exons. Lineage: Eukaryota; Fungi; Ascomycota; Sordariomycetes; Sordariales; Chaetomiaceae.
AUGCCCACUCUAACGCGUCAGCCUUUCGCUCCCGUUGACGGGGCUCGACUCCAGAGUCUCACCAGCAUUAAGAACAGGCAAAACGCCAUUCCAAGCUCUCCUGCUAAGCGCAAGGUCGCUGAUGUCUUGGACACGGAUGACUCCGAGAAUGUUGACCCCGCGCUGUUCUCUAAGAGGGCAAAGGGGUUGUCAGCUGACAGCGACCUGACCAAGAGCUUCAAGCCUGCAACUUUUGUCCUUUCUAGAGCUCCGCCCCGGGCAUCUCUGUCCUCGACCAAGGAUGUUUUUGACGCGCAUUCUGCCAAGUCUUCCUUCGCUCAGCCACGAACCAUCCUUCAGCCCAAGUUCCCCGCUGCGCGUUCGACUCUUAGGAGCUCUCUCCUCUCCCCGUUAUCGUCACCCUCGGCAGCUCUUCCUGGACGCUCACCGCCACGGUCUUCUAAACGUCCGGGUAUUUUCUCCCGCCAGCGAACCCAGCACCCGAGUACCCCUUCGACUUUCAGAUCAGCACACCUCGGAGUACCGUUUUCGCUCGAUGCUGCUCUCAAAGGCACGAUUCCCAGUUACUCUGGCAGCCUCCGUAACAGCACCAGCACGAGUGGAUCGGUAAAGAACAGCAAAAACCUUGAUUUCCUGCUCCCCCCUGAGUCUCGGUCGUCGUGGACCUUUGAGAUUUACGAAGACACUCCCGAACAGGAGAUGACAAAUCUGCUCCAGCACAGCACCUGCACGCUUGACAUCAGCAGCGACGAAGAAUCGGAACAGCGCGACAAGCGGGAGCGCGCCGAGGGUCGUGACAAGGAAAACAUCCCUCCCCCUGACGAUGUCAGCCAGACCCCUGCCCGCUCUCCGAGAGCAGUUCCUUCUUUUCUCGACGGCGAUGACAUGGUUGAGAAGCAGCGUGGGCCCCUGGCUGAGAUGAACGCUGCCGAUUUUUACGCCGAGGGCUGCGACAAGACGAGCAUUUUCAUAGUUCCGGGAGACGAGGAAGACCCUGAGUCUGUUGUGGACGAGUCGGAUCAAGCAGUCCCUGAGUGCCAGGCCGAAGGCGGAUUGAAUGAACUUCCACUACCUCAGGGACAGCCCAAUGACGAGCCAGAGGAUGUUGUUUUGUCCUCAGCAUCUAAGUCCUUUAAGAUUUGGGAAGGGGAUGACGCUGAGGACGAGGCUAAUCCAUCUGCAUUUGUGGCUUAA